UAUUUACAGUCUACCACAGGGCUAAUGGCAGACCAUGAGUUUACUGUCAAUGUUUUCUUGUGGAGUUCUGUAUAAUCCUUGCAGGAGUAGACAGCCUCCAGGAUAUUCCAAGAAACACUUUUAAGUUUAAGAGCAAUAUUUGAUCUUAGAUUUAGUUGUAACAUAUUUUUUCUUUAUAUGAGUGUGUACACAGUAUAUUUUUUUAUAUGAAUUAUGACCAGAUUGUCCAAAAGGGAAAGGCACAUCCAGCUUCUCAGAGGUAAUUUCUGAAGCAAGUUUUCAAUAAGAUUUCACAGCUUGAGGAGAUAUUAUUCUAGACUGUGUCAAGCUAGACUUUUCUUGGGGAUUUUAAUAACUGAAUAUGAUUUCAAUCAUACAUUCAUGUGGUCAUAUUUUUAUCCUAAGCAACAGAACAUUUACUGAGUACAGUAAACAGGGCUUUUUGAAGGAGCAAACACAAGUCAGUUUGCAAAAGUUUGAUCAGGAGCAAAAGGCAAGGUAAAAGAAUAAAAUAUAUUUCAGUAUAUUUUAAAUAUACUGAAUAUUCUGUCACAUCAGGAGCCAAAAAUAAUAUCAGAGUAGGGUGAAUCUCAACAUACAUUUAUCUGGAUGACUCUUUAGUGAGAAGUAUUCCGUUGCCAAGGUGCACUAUAUAUAUUGGCUGAAAUAGUGCCUGUAGUGAUCUGAACUGUGCUUCACCUUUAGAUGCGUGAAAUUUGUCUUUCAAGGAAAAUAAAAUAAUAGUAGAUCUGACUGUUUCAUUCUGGACAGAAUAUUCAAUGAUGUCUUCUCCUUACUGGACUGGACUGCUCAAUGAGCUGUCUAAUGCUUCAGGGAAAUAUCAGCUGAUAAAACAGCUUCUGAAUGGGAAAAUGCCUGACCGAAUUUCAACAACCUCUUUUCAUUAUCAGUGAGAAACCCAUAGUAUCUCGUUCAACAAUAAUGGACACUGGGCCUAGAGGAAGAGUAAAGAUGGGAAAGAAUUACCUCAUCUGAAUCUAGUCAAGGACAGAGAUUGAAGGUUUAUCAACAUACAGUCUGCACGGGUUUAAUACAUGACAAGGAGACAAGCAAUCUGUGGAGAAUGGCAGUGGAUGUGAUGCAGAUCAGCAAGAAAGAGAAAUUAAGGAUGAAAAGACAGCAGUUUCUGAAGAAUCAGAUUGUGCACUUCAAAAUAAUAUCAUAAAGACUCAUCAUUUUAAUCAGUUAUUGGUUAUACCUUGGGGACUUUCCACAGACUUCCACUUGAUACUGCUUUUAAAAUGAACAUUUUCAGACUGGAGUAUGUUGAACUAUUAGCUGUUUGCACUUGGAAGAAUAUACAUCAAACAUCUGAUAAAAGCCUUUGAAGGAAAGCAAUUGAAGUGAAAGUUGGACACAACUAGUUUUCUUUAUCUUGGACAAAGUGCUACGGACAACUGAUGGAUGGGAUCCUCAAAAUCUUAGGAAAACUGUCACUAACAGAGAGCUAGCAUUCAAAUAACAGAGAAUUCCAAGAAAUGGAAGCUGCUGCUAGUAAAAGAAGAAAAGCUGAGUAUCAUCAGGGUUAAUAGCUGCUACCCAAGAUCCAUGAAUGAUUACAGAGUUAUUCUUCUAUAUCGAACUUUCCAGUUUCAUUAGUAAUAUGCUGCCAGUCUGGGAUAUCGGUGCACUGAUGGUGAGAAGGCUGUUUAUUCAUUACGCUGAAUAGAAGAGCUACAGGAACAAUGGCUUCAAAGGUCUCGUGCUUGUAUGUUUUGACAGUAGUUUGCUGGGCAAGCGCUCUUUGGUACUUAAGUAUAACUCGUCCUACUUCUUCCUACACUGGCCACAGACAGCUCAAUAGCAUAUCAAUAGCCAGAAAAAACGUUUCCUUUGGCAACAUAAGAACUCGACCUAUAAAUCCACAUUCCUUUGACUUUCUUAUCAACGAACCUAAUAAAUGCGAGAAGAGCAUCCCUUUCUUGGUUAUUCUUAUCAGCACAACUCACAAAGAAUUCGAUGCAAGGCAAGCAAUUCGAGAAACGUGGGGAGAUGAAAACAACUUUAAAGGAAUUAAAAUUGCCACUCUAUUUCUUCUUGGAAAAAAUGCAGAUCCCGUGUUAAAUCAAAUGGUAGAGCAAGAAAGCCAAAUUUUUCAUGACAUUAUUGUAGAGGAUUUUAUUGACUCUUAUCAUAACCUUACUCUGAAAACAUUAAUGGGGAUGAGGUGGGUAGCAACAUUUUGUUCAAAAGCUAAGUAUGUUAUGAAGACAGACAGUGAUAUUUUUGUAAAUAUGGAUAAUCUUAUUUAUAAGCUUCUCAAACCCAACACCAAGCCAAGGAGAAGGUACUUCACUGGUUACGUUAUAAACGGAGGACCAAUACGAGAUGUUCGCAGCAAGUGGUACAUGCCCAGAGAUUUGUAUCCUGACAGCAAUUACCCGCCCUUCUGUUCAGGCACUGGCUACAUUUUUUCAGCUGAUGUAGCAGAACUAAUUUACAAAACCUCCCUUCAUACCAGACUCCUCCAUCUUGAAGACGUGUACGUCGGACUCUGUCUUCGGAAGCUGGGCAUUCACCCCUUCCAAAACAGUGGCUUCAACCACUGGAAAAUGGCCUACAGCUUGUGCAGGUACCGCAGGGUGAUCACAGUGCACCAGAUAACACCAGAAGAAAUGCACAGAAUUUGGAAUGACAUGUCAAGCAAGAAGCAUCUUAGAUGUUAAGAUUUUUACAGAUGUAAAUACCUUUUUUAAAUAUUGCUUUAGUCUGGUUUUUUGACAAAGUGAUGUACUGAUUUACAGGUUAAACUGUGGGAUAUUACUGUGAGAGGAUUUUUAAUGACUGAUUUUUCAUUCUCAUUUUGACUACUGGUUUACAGACUUCAGGCUCUUUUCAUAAGGACAUUACACCAAUCGAAAGGAUCUAGAGUCAAAUCUCAGAUUUUGUAUAUUAUCCUCUGUCACACAUAUCAGCUCCUGCAUCUGUACAUAAACGGACAGUAAUAAACUAUCAUGAGCUGCUUACCAGUUCAUGCCCCAGCCUCUGAGGUAAGACUCAGGCCUAAGAAAUGAAGAAUUACAAAUAUACUUUUAUCCCUUUUUGACACCCUACAAUCAUCCCUACUCAGAGCUUUGUUAAUAAAUUGAACUGUAUAUAUUUGCACUGAUCUUACACACCUACCUUAGCAUCUAUGUCUUAUAGUACAAUGUGUGCAAUCUCCAAACAGCUUACAGAUGGUGCAGUAGCAGAAUUUAGACAGGUAAGAACAUCAAAGUCUCAUAGGCCUUAGAAACAAACCUACACUCAGAAGAAUAUUUUUAUUCCCCCAAAUCACAUCCCUUUAAAUCAUUUCAGAAAAUGCCCCACUUCUUUCUACUGCCAAAAGUAGCCCCUAAAAUAUCAAGUCAAUUUUUAAAAUGAAGUAGGAUCUGUAGAUGAAAUAUAAAAAAGCAGAGAUGUAUGAAAACACAUCUUAAAUAUCUGUGAUAAGAGUAUGAAUAUCUUAAUUUUAAAGCAAAUGCAACAUUUCUCAUUAGUAUGGGUGCAUGUGGAUCUCUUAUUUAGGAAUACUUUAAUGGGUCCAAUAACACUAUCACAGACUUUAUUUUUUUUUUAAGAUGAUUGAGUAUCUUAUAUAGCAAUAUAUGAUUGUCAGUUAAUAAGCAUCGUAUUCCUUCAACAUCAGUUGGUAAACUAUGUACCUGAAAAAAAUAAAAUAAAUAAAAGUAAAGGCAAAAGAACAUUUCUUAAGGGUAAACUACUUUUUGCUAUAGUGCAUAUACAAAUGAGAUUAUACCAUAUUUUUAGUGGUUUAGACAAGCAGAAUUUUGUCCCACCCAUUUUUUGUCAACUGAAGAACUUACAGAGUACAUAACAGUUACGUACAGCUUUUAUAGCAAAAUAGAGGGCUUUUAAGAAUAACUUAUUAAAAAAACAAACAAAAAACCUUCAAGCCUUUGUUACAAAUCUGUAGCUCUCCAUUAGAGCCAAUACUCAGAGGUCCAGCUCAAAAAGGAACCAGAACUCAAGAGAUCCCCAGAGCAUGUGGUAGAAAUUAAAUACACAAGAUUUUAGUCAAGUUUUAUAACAUCCUGAUGUGUUUUGAAUAUGAAUGUUGAUGAAAUGUGAUGACAAUUAUUUCCUGGAAAAUUCUUUGAUAGGUUCAAGCCAUCCCUACUCAGUAUCACCUUCCAACAAAGAACUAAAAUGUGACGUUGCUUAACAAAUAACUUGGAAUGAAGAAUUUAUAGGCAAGUCACAGGUACAAAACUCACCAAAUGUAUUAUUAGCUGUAGAGUACUCACACCAUCCACAGCAUGCACAAAAAUCUCAUACAUUUCAGCUAGAGAUAUGCAUAAUGUGAAAACUGGUAAGACUGUACGUUAUUCAGGAUGUCUAUAGAGUUGUCAGAAAUUAACUGAACAAGGAUUUAAAGGUAAACUCUGAACUGAUUUUGCCAUAGGUGUACAUAGUACUUUGUAAUGAUAAUGAAUGAAGAUGCUACCCCAAAAGCUUUGCAGUUUUAAGACAAAGCGUUAGUCCUAUUCACAGAUGCAGCACUGUUUUGAAAGGAACUACUUGUAAAUAAGGUGAAGUGCACCUGGCCCUCGAGCCACAAGCAUUAAAUGUCUGAGUGAUAUACUUCAAAUCUAAAGGUGAAGCUACGCAAUAGAUAGCCCAGAAGUUACUGCUAAUCAACAGGAGCUUGUGCAUCCUUCGUAUGUGAAAAUCAGUAAUUUUAUAAAAGAAAUACUGAAUCUCUUGCAGCAUAUUAAGAUUUAUCCUUCCCUAGUUGACCUAGUCCUUGUUAAAGUUGCUCUUGCUUCCUGUCAAACUCAAAACUCCAGCAAAACAAGGUCCUUCUAAUUGCACAUACGAAUAUAUGUAUAUAAUACACAGCAAAUGAAAUUCAGCUUUUCUUAUCGAGGCCCCAGAAAAUGCAGUUUAGGAAGGGAAACUAGGGUGGAAUUCAUCCCCAGCCCUCGUUUAAGUCACAGAGCACAGGCGCAGCCCUAUCAGGGCACGCUUUGUAAGAAUUCCAGCCAACAGGCUGCCAUCACUUCCCCGUAUGUCCGUGCUGUGCUGUAAUCUGGGGUUUCUGAAUCCACAGCCAAAUGGAUUUGGUGGCCUUUCUUCCACCACUGACACUUUUGUGGCCUUUGGUUAGUAACCCAGAGGACAGCAGGGCUCCCAAGUCCUGGUACCUCAGGGCUCGAGUAGCACAGCAGCCUUGAAUUUCUCCCCUACUAAUAAAUAGACUGCAUUAAUGAUUGGAAGGUACACCUUGAAAAUAAUACCUGAAAAAUUUAUUUCCUGCCAUUUAUAAAUAGAUAGAUCUUCAACAGAAAUGUAAAUGCUCAUCUUGGAACUUAUGUACAUAUUUCUAAGACAUUUUCUUCUGUAUUCAGCUGUAUAUAUGCAUAGAGUCUGCUUGCUGGGUAGUAUUCUGUUGUGCAUGGAGCUGAGUUAGGCAUUAUGUUUGUCCAGUGUUUCAAGAGCCUUAAGCAUGUGUGCCCUAACUUUUGAAUGUACAAGAUUUUUUUCUUUUAUUGUUAAGUGAAUUAAAAAGAAAACAAGAGCCUAAUUUUCUAAUUCUAUUAAUUUUCUGAUAUUAGACUUCACUAGAUUUUUAAACAUGUAUAAACAGAUUUAUUUUCCCUUUGCUCAUAAACUGGAGUAUUGCAACCUAGAGCUAGAAAGGGAGCAAUACAGCUACUCAUAGCAGUAUGGGAGUUACUGUCCCUUCCACUCAGAAAUAUUUGUGGCACCUUGGGUACUGUUAAAUAAAAUGUUUUGCAUUGGGCUUCCUUUAACCAAAAGUAUUUAGUACUUAAAGGCCAUUUUGUUUCACUGGGCAUGGGGCAGAUCAAAAUUUGGUUAAGAUGGUCCAGCUUCUAGUCACUUCAAAAGUGUGAGUAUAAUCUUAUUUUGAUUUCAAAACGUACAUUAACAGUAUAUUGAGCUAAGAAUCUAUGGGGAAAAAUGCCUCGCUUUUGGAGGAAUUUUUCACUUUCUUGGCUAAAUCUCUGACAGUAUUUAGACAGAAGUCUCAAGAUUCAUUUUCCAUCUUUCCUAAUAAUGAUGUUGAGUAUCAACUUUGAUUCAUUGUAGGGAUUUUUUUUUGUCUUUAUAACAUAGGUGACAAUUGCAAUUUGUAAAUGAAGAAUGUAAUUAACUAGAAAAGCUUGUCAACAGUAACUGAACUUUAAGUGUAUCAUUAUAUACGACUGGCUGUACUUAUGUAUUUAUUUGUCUAAAUUGUAUAUAUUGUUUUAUCUCUAGUGUCUGUAGGAGUGCAUUCUUUUAGAUUAAAGUAUUAUUUACAUUUUUGUGGGAUUGCCAGCAAAGCUGCUAAUCAAGAUACUAUUUUUUUGUAUCAAUGUCAAAUAAUAAAAAAAAAUUAAGAACAGAGUCAAAUGAAAAAUUGGAAGUGUCAUGUACAGUUUUCUUCUUCAUUCCUCUCUAGAAACAUAAAUGGUAUUAUCCAAAAGCAUGAUACAAAUAAAUAGGUUCAUUUGUCAUGAGAAAGAAUAUUGUUCUGUAAAAGCAGAUUAAAAAAAAUCAUUGGAAAAAAUAAAAACAACAAAAAUAUUACUUUUAUUCAUUAUUUGUGCAAAAUCUUAAUCAGGCAGAUGUCCACACUGAUCAGGUGUACUACUUCAUUUGGAUCCAAAGAGUUAAGACAGCAAUGGUAACAUCUAGCAAAUUAGCAGGUAAUUUCAUCAUCUGCUCGGCAGCCCCAGCUCAUGAAAGUGAAGUUUGGCAGCCCAG
Cygnus atratus (black swan) is the source of this 6735-nucleotide messenger RNA. It is a transcript of the gene B3GALT1, whose product is annotated as beta-1,3-galactosyltransferase 1. Gene Ontology annotation, molecular function: N-acetyl-beta-D-glucosaminide beta-(1,3)-galactosyltransferase activity. The transcript has 6 exons. NCBI's taxonomy places the organism in Eukaryota, Metazoa, Chordata, Aves, Anseriformes, Anatidae. The coding region runs from base 1707 to 2687 and encodes 326 amino acids. Gene Ontology annotation, cellular component: membrane. The record is from RefSeq and is a predicted model, not a curated record.